This is a messenger RNA of Physella acuta, 781 nucleotides long. RefSeq names its product small ribosomal subunit protein uS3m. NCBI's taxonomy places the organism in Eukaryota, Metazoa, Mollusca, Gastropoda, Physidae. Gene Ontology annotation, biological process: translation. The record is from RefSeq and is a predicted model, not a curated record. Gene Ontology annotation, cellular component: mitochondrion.
AAUGAACUUCCGUUGUAACAAUUUCCGGUCCUCGACUUUCAGCUGUAAACGAACUUUAAUGACUUUUAAUGUCUUAUAUCUAGACUAGAUAUAGAAUCUAGAUCUGGCUUUUAAAAAAAAUAUAUUUAAGUAUUUAUUUGGACAGUAAAAUGGAAUAAAUUUUAUUUGGUCACCACACUACAGAUUUAGAUACAGCAAUUUUCUUUUAAACAUGAACUUUACCGCAAACAUCUCAAAGCUAUCUCAGUUGUGGAAAACUAAUGCACCAGUAGCAACAUAUGUGGCCAUUAGAUCACUUUCCACAUCUCCAUGUUUGUGCAAGAACAUAAAGGCUGGAAUUCCUAAAGGCACACCUUUUAGGACAUUGCCACUUACAUAUGAAGAAGCUCAAGCGCCUCAUUACAUUUUUGACAGGAAAGGUUGGCUGUCAUGGAAUACAAGUAAUUUGCACAAUGAAAGAAAUAGGAUAGCUGAAACAACUUUUGAGGAUCUAAUUAUUAGAAAAUUUAUGUAUGGUACAUGGCAUGGAUCUUUAGUAUCAGAGGUCAUAAUUAAAAGACGGCACAAUAUGAUAAUCCUUGCAUUUAUUGCUUCGAUGGAACAUGUUAUACCGAGACAGAUUUACUUUUUGCAAGGGUAUACAGAAGAGCUGUUGUCACAUUGGUUGAAAUGUCCUAUCAAAGUUGAAUUACAGUGUGUUACUUCUAAAGAAGAUGUAGUGUUUAAAAGAAUUUGAAUUUUUCUUUUUUUACUGCACAAUAAAAUGCUUAUUUUUACAAUA